Canariomyces notabilis is the source of this 327-nucleotide messenger RNA. RefSeq lists its product as uncharacterized. The transcript has a single exon. Lineage: Eukaryota; Fungi; Ascomycota; Sordariomycetes; Sordariales; Chaetomiaceae. The record is from RefSeq and is a predicted model, not a curated record. The coding region runs from base 1 to 327 and encodes 108 amino acids.
AUGUGCAGGAAAGUCGUCUUCAAAGGGCAGUGCACAGAAUGCAACAACACCUUCACCUGGGACGAGCUCUCGCAGGAGCUGAGCUGCCUCGAAGCCAAAAACAACGGCGUGUUUGGCAUGUGCAAGGAGGGCGUCCAUGUCGACGAGAAGCCCCAUGACCAGGAGUGCGACCCGUGCUUGGCCGAGAUGGCGGCUGACGAGGGCUACGAUGGCGGUACGGAUGAGGUCGAGCCGUUCGAGUUUGGCGGGGCUUGGUAUGGGGGCAAGAAGGAAGCCGCUGACCGUGAGCAAGAGAAACACAAGGACAAGAAACAGCGGACAACAUGA